Messenger RNA from Hylaeus volcanicus, 650 nucleotides. It is a transcript of the gene Obp5, whose product is annotated as general odorant-binding protein 72-like. The coding region runs from base 104 to 550 and encodes 148 amino acids. NCBI's taxonomy places the organism in Eukaryota, Metazoa, Arthropoda, Insecta, Hymenoptera, Colletidae. Gene Ontology annotation, biological process: olfactory behavior; sensory perception of smell. The record is from RefSeq and is a predicted model, not a curated record. The transcript has 5 exons. Gene Ontology annotation, cellular component: extracellular region. Gene Ontology annotation, molecular function: odorant binding; dibutyl phthalate binding.
AGAAGACUGGUCAAAGAGGGCUCCAGUCGUACAAUUUAGAGAAGCACUAUUUUGCUUUUCUUUUUCAUCGAUAUUUCUUUCCACUUUAUUCGUCUUGUGUCGGAUGAAAAAUUUAAACAUGUAUUUGAAAGCGUUGUUCAGCGCAAUUUUGUUUCUGGUUGUAACGUUUCAACCAGUAAAAAGUGCUAUUACUCAAGAGCAAAUGGAAAAAAUGGCCAAGUCUAUGCGAGCCUCCUGUUUGCAAAAAAUUGACACCACCGAAGAACUAGUCUCUGGGAUAAGGAGAGGAGAAUUUCCGGACGAUUACAAUCUCCAAUGUUAUACGAAUUGUAUCAUGAAAGCAAUGAGAAGCUUCAGGAAUGGAAACAUUGACUUCAACAUGAUAAAGAAACAAAUAGAUGCGGUGAUGCCACCCGAUAUCGGAGCUCGAUUAAAGAAAGCCUUAAUGUCGUGUAGCAACAUAGAGUUCGACACCGACCCGUGCAAAAUGUCCUACCAAUACGUGCAAUGCAUCUACCAUGCGGAUACGGAAAUAUUCUUUUUCCCUUAGAGGAUUAAGGGAUAGACGAGAAAAAGGAGAAAACUGAUCGACGUUGUAAUCGAUGUUUUCCUGUUAAAUUUAAUAAUAAACACCACGACCAGACGAAAAA